UUGGAACAUAUCACCAUCACCUUUAUGUACAUAUGUAAACAUCCGAUACCCCACUGAUGACACUGGCCUCAUCGACAACCUUUGGACAUUAGGAGGUAUUAGAGUCAGAAAAUGGUGGACAGAAACGCGUUCUGGUUAAGGUGUGUGGUUUUGAUUAUAAGUGUGUGUUGGAUCUCAGCUGACGUACCUUUACACGGCCUGGACACAAGUGUGUGUAACCCAGCCACAUUAACCAAUACCGGCACUAAAAGAAAACCGACACUAUCCCCAACAUACAGUGUAAAUGUAGAAUGCAACUUCCAAGAUAAGAAACAAACUAUUGAUAUCAAAGAAUAUUAUGAUUACCCUAACCAGAGAGCGGCUGCUGUGAAGCAUGAAGUGGGUCUAAAGACUAAACGUCUCUAUUCCUACUCAACUAACGAAGUCUUUACGAUAGAUGACCACCAUAAAACAUGCAGUGUGGCGCAGAUAUCCACAGACAAAUCGGAAAACUGGCUCUUUGGAAUUCAGACAAGCGGCACUAAUCCUUAUGUGCCCAAGAUGUACAGUGCCUACGGCGGAAACCUGACGGAGCAAUAUAUGGGCACCACAAAAGUUCGAGGAAUGUCAGUGGAUCAUUGGAAAUCAUGUGUUUACUGGCCAAACAUGGACGCCACUAUGAAUGUCGACUGGUACUUCAUGGCGGAUGGCUGGAAUAGCGCCAUUCAGUCCAAAGUUCCGGUCCGCGCUGUUGUGAUCGGUAACGUUUGGGACGUACAAGGAAAUGUACGUUCACCCCGUCCUAUUAACCACACCUACGAAUUUGCUGAAUACAGGACUCAAUUUUCGGAUUUGACUAAUCUGGCUGAUGUUUUUGAGACGCCAUCAGGGUACGUUUGCCCGGGAAGAAAAUACACAAAACCUGUCCCAACACCAGCCAACUAUUUCCAGUAUACAUCAGAAAUUUUGAAUCCUGGACAGAAAUCGAUUGGAUUUGUCAAACAAUGGUACGACUUCAACAUGCUUUUGGUGAGAAACGACUACAGACCAAAUCCCUUAUUCUUUAACCAGUAUGGUCUUGAUAAACUGUCCGAAGUCCACGACUGGAAUGAGGGCGUGGCCUACAGAAUGGAUGCCAAACGCGGAAACUGCACAGUCACCACUAUAGCUGGUGGUGAUUUUGACGCCCAUUCCCUGGACGAUACCACUGUUAGAAUACGUACGGCCAAGGAAUUUUUCUCCUUCGACAAGACACAGUAUGCUUAUGAGGGCGUGAAAAAAACACGUGGUAUAGAUUGUGAUGUAUGGAUUGCGACAAGAAAUGAUUGGCCGGGAGGACCUAUUAAUAGCACGUGGGAGUGGUAUUUUGCUGUGAAUGAUUGGGUUCAGAGUACGGGACACACGUAUGCCUUUGGAAUGCCAAUUCAGCUGAAACUGACCACGGAUGAAGUAGCAUUCACUUAUAACAUCUAUAACUAUAAUGAAGAACGGCCCAGCAUUUUUGAAUUCGACAUUUCAACGUGCUUUAAUUACACACAGAAAAGAGAUUUUACCUUCCAACUUGACGCAAAUUACCAAAAUACAGUGGGAAAGAAUUUACAACUGUUCAAAUAUGAAGUUCUUCUGACAGUACACAAGUGGACGAAUCUCUCACCUCUCAGAAUCCAGGAAAUGAAGGUUGACUAUGACACAACUUCUGUAAUUGUUACGUUAACCAUCCUGGGAGGGUCCCCGAUAAAAGGCGACGUCCCAAACCCUAAUGCUCAAGUGGAUCUCGAUCAGGCUGCCACCUUACUAAAUGACACCAUUAACAAAGGGAGUUUCCAGAUACCUGUCGACAUUACAAACCUAGGGAAUCCAAUCAUCUUACAUGCCCGUCCAUAUACCCUGACCACCAUUUAGUACACUUACGUACCAGAAUACUACACAGUUCCACCUCCUUCCAAAACAACAUACUCAGGAGGUAACCAUAAAACUCAUCAUCAAUGUUUUAAAGAUAAGUGAGUGGAGAGUAAAUGAAUGGAGAGUGAAAUAUAGAAUAUAAAAAAAUUGUUUUCCAAUUAUUAAUGUUAAAUUGACGAGAUUUUUUGAAUGUGAAAGAACCCAUAGGACAGUGUCUGUGGUAGUGGUCAUUUGCAUAAUUAUGAAUAUUCAGUAUGUCUGUCUACAGUCUCGCUAAAAUCACGUUAAGCUUACAUAUUGUCCUGAAUCAAUCAAGUGGUUUUCUGAGUAGAUAUUAAAAAGGUGUGCAUGUUUUGUUUUUUAAGUGGUAUUUAUUGUUUUACUUGUAUACGUACAUGUACAUUCAAUCUCAUUGUCAUAUUCCAUCAAUGUCUUGCUUUACAAUUUUCAAUCUGUAUUGUAUUUGCUAAUCGUUGUUUUUAGUAACCAUAGUAGCUAUGCAAAAGAUUAUAUAUUUAUUCAAGCAAUAAGAGAGUCAGGGUAUUAUUGUGAUUAUCAUAAUUGUAUGACGCCAUUCACUAUAAAGAAAAACGAGUUGUGAUUUCUUCAUAAUUGUAAUGGAAAUGACCACGAAGCGUGUGUGCUAUUUAAGGAGAAGAGGUUUGCUUUAUGCUUUGUACAGAUAUGGACGUAUGUGCGUGUGGAUGAAUUGAUUUAUACAAUGGUACUUUGUGAAAAUAGAUUUUGGGAGUACAUAAGAUAUUACUUUGGUUUCAAAAAUGUAUGUACAGUGUUGUCUUUGAACUUUAUCUGAGAUUUCAGUUAUAUAUUUAUACAAUGAGAUUUGCAUUGAUAAAAUCUUGUAAAUAUGA
This is a messenger RNA of Ostrea edulis (European flat oyster), 2753 nucleotides long. RefSeq lists its product as uncharacterized. NCBI's taxonomy places the organism in Eukaryota, Metazoa, Mollusca, Bivalvia, Ostreida, Ostreidae. The transcript is spliced from 14 exons. The record is from RefSeq and is a predicted model, not a curated record. Bases 112 to 1881 code for a protein of 589 amino acids.